Cheilinus undulatus (humphead wrasse) is the source of this 1891-nucleotide messenger RNA. RefSeq names its product olfactomedin-like 3b (gene olfml3b). Gene Ontology annotation, biological process: signal transduction. The record is from RefSeq and is a predicted model, not a curated record. NCBI's taxonomy places the organism in Eukaryota, Metazoa, Chordata, Actinopteri, Labriformes, Labridae. Bases 71 to 1240 code for a protein of 389 amino acids. The transcript has 3 exons.
UCUGCUGCCUCCUCCACUCUCACUGAAGUCAAAGACUGAGCAGGAGCUGAAGAGACUGAGCCGACACAAAAUGAGAGGACUUGUUGUCUUGGUAACUUUGGCCUGCUUUGCCAGCGCUCAGCACCAGGCUCUGAUUGACUAUUUGGAGCGGAGGCUGCUCGCUAUUGAGGACCGGAUCUCUCUCUGGCAUGAACAGACAACCCGGUAUGCCUCAGAGCUGCGGGAGCUGAAACAACAAAUGGUUUCCCAGCUAGAGAGCCUGGACAAAGAAAAAGAGACACUUAGGAUGAAUCUGGACAGUGUGGGGACAAGGGUGGACCGAGUGGAGCGGGAGUUGGACUACCUGGAGACCCAGAAUGGAGCUCAGCCAUGUGUGGACAUGGAUGACAAGUUGAUUGAGCAGCAGGUGACACUGGUGAAAGAAAAGCAGAGGGCCAAGUAUUCAAAACUGUCAGACUGCAGUGACAUGAUCUCCAGCAUUAAAGCCAUGAAGAUCUUGAAGCGAGCAGGAGGGCCAAAGGGCACGUGGACCAAAGACACCAGCAGAGGCUCUGGGAAGGUCUUCAUUUUUAAUGGUACAGAUGAUGACACCAUCCAUGAGUUUUCAUCUGUGCAGGAGUUCACUCGAUCGCAAGGUUUGUCUCUGUCCAGGAACCUGAAGCUGCCGUCUGCCUGGAGGGGAACAGGACACGUCGUCUUCAACAAUCAUGCUUAUUACAUAAAUCAGGUGGCAGAGAUGAUGGUGGUUAAAUAUAACAUGAGGAAUGGCUCUGUGACAGACAGUGCAGUGUUCCCGGUGCAGGACCAUGUCCCAGUUUAUGGUCUGUCCUCUGAGACAGUGAUGGACCUGGCUGUAGACGAAGAGGGCCUGUGGGCCAUCUACUCCACACGACAGAAUGAGGGGCACAUCUCUCUGGCGAAAAUGGACGCAAACUCACUUGACAUUGAACAGAUGUGGGACACAAACUGUCCAAGAGAGAAUGCGGAGGCAGCUUUCGUCAUCUGUGGCACUCUGUAUGUGGUGUACAACACCAAGCAGCCAGGCCGCUCUCGUGUUCAGUGUGUGUUUGAUGUCAAUGACAUGGUGGCCAACGAAGAAGCACCGCUGGUUUACUUUCCAAAGCGUUACGGAGCCCACUCCAGUCUGAAGUACAACCCACAGGAGCAGCUGCUGUACGCCUGGGACGACGGCUACCAGAUCCUGUACAAACUUAUCAUGAAAAAGAAGCUAGAAAUCUGAGUGAAAAAUAUGUUUGUACAUUGUCCCAAAAUAUUUAAAGAGAAAACAAAUGCUCUUGAAGCACCAAGUACCAAGUAUGAGCUAUUAAACUACAUAUCAACCCUCUAAAUGAAUAUAGGAAUGAAGAUUUGUUUUACUGCUUGUUUCUAAGCCAAUGGUUUCUGUAAGGAAUAUAAGUCAAAUUAAGUUUGAUAUCUACAGUUUUUGACAGUUUCGUGAUAGUAUGUGGUAAAAUGUUAAAUCCUGGUCAUAAUUGUGUAGCAGCAGACUAAAUUAAAGAUUCAAAUGACACAUUUAAAAAAUUAAGUAUUGCAGACCUUACAUAAAAUGUGACCCAUUUCACAGAACAGAACAGUACAGUACAGAAAUGGAUGUACAUAAAUAAAUGGUUGCCAGUUAGGAACACAUUUUUUGUCAAUCCGCAUCACAUGCAAUAAGUAAUGAGUUGAAGUACCAGUGAGUUAAUCUAGAGUAGAUGUACAUUUCAACAGUAUUGCUAGCAACAACUGCUAUUUCUAGAAUGACUGCACUGUUCUCUAAUUUCUCAAUCUUUCUGCAAAUGCUAGAACAUUAAAUUACUGUACUUACCUGUGACUUCAUUUGUUUCUGUUUGUUUCAGAACUAGCUUUCUUGGAUUAGUCUGCAACAUGG